Lineus longissimus is the source of this 8104-nucleotide messenger RNA. Its product is annotated as transcriptional activator protein Pur-alpha-like. Gene Ontology annotation, molecular function: RNA polymerase II transcription regulatory region sequence-specific DNA binding; purine-rich negative regulatory element binding; DNA-binding transcription factor activity, RNA polymerase II-specific. Gene Ontology annotation, cellular component: nucleus. NCBI's taxonomy places the organism in Eukaryota, Metazoa, Nemertea, Pilidiophora, Heteronemertea, Lineidae. Gene Ontology annotation, biological process: regulation of transcription by RNA polymerase II. The coding region runs from base 35 to 865 and encodes 276 amino acids. The transcript is spliced from 9 exons. The record is from RefSeq and is a predicted model, not a curated record.
GGCUCGCGAUUGCUUUAGCAGGGAGGGCAGCAUCAUGUCGGACCGAGAGAGCGGUGAUGAACAGCAGGAUGGGCAAGCCAGAGCCAGUUCUCCAACAGAUUCUCACCACGGUGAACAAUACAGCACAGGAGAUGUAGAGGAGGAAACCACAAGCUCUGGUGGUGAGCAAGAGUUGGCGACACGGGUGGUGCAGAUACAACAGAAACGAUUCUAUCUGGACGUCAAGCAGAACAGACGGGGAAGGUUCAUCAAGAUUGCUGAGGUACCGGUAAAGGCUGGGGGGAAGAAGAGUAGGAUUCUAAUGAGUAUGUCAAUUGCCGCAGAAUUUCGGGACUACCUCUCAGAGUUUAGUGAACACUAUGCAAAGUUAGGUCCCCAAAGUCCUGAAAAUAUACCAGAAGACGGCAAGAUAAAGAGUGAGACAAUAGUUAAGGAUAACAGGCGAUACUACUUGGAUCUGAAGGAAAAUGAACGUGGACGAUUUCUGAGAGUGAGGCAGAUAUGGGUAGGUUUACAAAACGUAUCAACAGUCAUUCCACGAAAGAGUAAACAACAGAUAAUCGCCAUUCCCGCCCAGGGGCUGAUAGAAUUCAGAGACGCCCUCACAGACUUAUUACUUGACUUUGGAACAAGUGACCAGGAACAUCAACACCCCCUUCCUGAGUCUCGAUCAAUGCGUGUAGAAAAUAAGACAUUCUACUUCGAUGUGGGCUCAAACAGACGGGGUGUAUUCAUGCGUAUAUCAGAAGUUAGGAGCCACUUUCGCACUGCCAUAACCAUUCCAGAACGGUCUUGGGCCAAGUUUCGCGAUAUAAUGUGCGACUUCUCUGAUCAAGUGUCGAAAGUACAAGAGGACGAUAACUAACGUUGUCGAGGAUGGAUAGGGGAAAAGCAGGAAUUUGGAAAUGUGCUACGCGACGUUGCCACGUGUGCUGCGCAACGCCGCUAUAAGAUCGCGAUGACAUCAUCACGACGUGACUGUCGCCCUGUGAAGUUGUACAAGUAAUCGCCAACACUUGUUGAUAGAUGAUGCCGUUAGUGUGUGUUUCAGAAACAAACUGAAGGUCGGCCAUAGCUGAACAUUGGCGUGUUGACACGCCCUGCGUUGACGGCGCACAAGGAUUAUUCAUGAAAAACUGACAAAUACUCUUUAUUAUAUUGUAUAAUUAUUAUUAUUAAAAUUAUUUAAGUCGCGUCAAUGGAAGAUUAGGACAUCAGUUUUUUCUGAAUGAUCUCUUCGGUCGUUAAUGUCUGUUGAAGCCCGGUUAACAGCGUAAACUGGUCAAGUUGAUCACAUGAGCACAUGACUUUUUGACCUUGACCUUUUUAGAACUAUAAGUGAUACGGCACAUUUCCUUUUUACCGGCAAACUCUGUUGUUGCCUUGGGACAGAUUGUAAUACUUUGAACGAGGGAUUACUUCCUUGUAUUGUUAAUAAAGAUGUUGGGGAAAGGUUUUACCGUGUUAGGUCGUUACUUUCCCACACCUCUUGGUUUAUGUUUUUCCGGAAGUUUUCGCUCGUUUUGAAACCCACACAAUCUGUCUCCAGGUAAGAACAUGAUAAAAACAAACCUCAUUUUCAUGGACAUGAAAUGUUGGUUGCUAGGCAACAAAUCAAUUGUUACCAUAGCAACCAGUUGUUGUGGCAAUACUUGAUUGUUGCUAUGGCUUAGUUUUAUUUCUUCUACACACUUGACUUACACUUAAUUUGUGGAGAGUUUUAUCCAUGAUUGUUUAAAAGCAUAAAAAGUGGAUAGCGUUGAUUUGCUAGUUCAAAUAAAGUGGUUUAAUGUAGGUAAAGCUGAUGUAUAACACGAGUUAAAGAUAAGGAUUGUGCAAACACCUAGUUUGUUUAGAUAUGGUUAAUGUGUUCUGAAGUCACUAUAAUGCAUGUAUAUUCUGGCAAAUGUUACACACUUGUGGCACCCAUCUGUAUGGCUGUCAUGGAAACAGAAGUUAUAUGGUUGCCAUGGGAUGGUAACUUCAUGAUGGUUGCCAUGGAAAAAACGACCAUUGUGUGGUCUCAGUGGUAACCUUGACUUAGUUUGGUUGGCAUGGAAACCAAGGGAUUAUGGUUGCCAUAGAUGUAUAUGUUUGCCAAGGUAACAAUGAUUGGUAUAUGGCUGCCAGAGAGCCACAAGCGUCGUGUGUUGUAAUUGUAUUUUGACUUGAGUGGGUUUGAUCCACCCAGAGCUGGUGGUUAUUGGGCCUGUUUUCGAAUGGGUCGUGUUGUUAGUAUGGAUUUUGUUAGGUUAAGGCUUUUAAGGUUCAAAGUGCAGCGAUGUCCAGCAAUAUAUCUUCCCAAGUCUACUGUAGAAAUGUUUCUAAGAAUCGUAAAAUUGAUUAAAGAACUCUACAUUUUGUUCGAGCAACAUUUUUCAUUAAUUGGGAAUUUCAGAUUUUGAUCCAAGAAUGAGAAUGUGGUGAUUUUUUUCCCGGUUGCCACAUCAAGUCGACUGUUUUGUAUUAUUGUUUAUAGGCAUACCAGACAUUGAAUUUCUGAAAACAGCAACACGUUAUAGUAUUUGAAUAAAAUGGUUGUCGUCUCCUUGACGUCUGCUUCUGGUAUAUGUUCGAGCCAACAAUCAAUCCCAAAUGGAUCACUUCGGUAUAUAUUGUUUGACUUUCGCAGCCUUCUGUAUGUCCGUCUUAUUCAUGGAUGAAGGUUAUAGUUAUAAAUGCAUCCAACAGAUGGCGCUGUAGAUUUGCACUUGCUUGGAGAUUGAGGCAGUCGCGGAUGGCUGAUUGGUAAUGAAGAAAUGCCUGUCCCUAACACCCUCUGUACAGUAAUAUUGGAAAUAAAGAUUGUAGGGUCGUAUGUGAGAGAAUGUCCCAGAUUAUUGUGUAGUCGAAACCCAUAGUCAUGAGCUAACUUAAAUGAUACUGAGGGUAAUAGCAAAGUGUUUUAAAGUUGGAAUUCUCUUCUUCAAUUGCAAAAUCUGGUAAAUAAAGUACAAUAAACAUCUUUCUGGGUCAUUUCAUACCUGCUUUAUGUUGGGUGUUCUCCAUUAUUGAUAACCUCACCUUAUAUAUCUUUGCUGCUACUUAAGAGACCCCAGCCACUAUACCACUACGGCUCUGCGAACAUUUCGUCAAUUUCAAGAAGAAAAAUCCACUUUGGAAGCAUAGAUCUGAUUCCCCUCAGUUUUAUUUCGGUUUUAAGAAGUAAUUAUGCCUCUGUAGCAGAGUCCCGCUGUGAUUAACAUGAAUGUGCUUUGCUACCAUCAAAUGUGCCAGCUUUGCCUCCUGUGGAGUAAACAUCGCCUACCAUUGAAAUACAAAAGACCGUGUUCUUUAAAAAUUUACUUUUUAGUGAUAAAAGAUACCCCUAAACUGUCCUUUGCAGAUAUUUUGAGGGAUUACGAAGUUACCCCUCAGGUAGCAAAGUUGGCCAUACCAUUCUCUAUUUAGAUAAACAAAUGUCAGUUAUGGAUACUUAGAGAGUCUGAUACUAUCAAAGGACCUAGUGCAAUUUUAACAUUUUAAGAGUCUGAUUCAGAUUCUUAAACUCUUGUUAUUUAACUAUAGUUGUUGAGGAUUGUAGUUAGAUGCCUAGACUUGGUUGCUUUAGCCAGAGAGGUGAUAUGGCCGAUAUCUACGAUUUUGUCAAUUUUAAGCGGUCAAUGACAGAAAGUGUGAAAAUUCAGCCAAUCAGUGUACACCAUUUUCUGUGCAAGUGAUUGGUCAAGUUUCAUCAGCAGCUUACUAACGUAUUCUUUGGUUGGUUUUGAAGAGCUGUAAUAUUCUUCUGGAUUCAAGUCCUGAUAUCGGUCGUAUGGAUGUCGGUGGCUUGGUAACCUAGCCUAUUAGAUACCAUGUGCUAGUAGCAUUGUGUAGACGGGAUCUUAACACUUGCUACAGCUUCAAGCUCGUUUAUGUCUUGAAUGGGGGGAAUCAUGAAAAAAAAUCACCAGACAUGAAGUGUAACAAGCAUUAUCAUUGGUCAAUACUAGCAUUUGGACAAGAAUCAACCAAUCGUGAACCCUGUUGCAAAUUGUCGGGUCAUUUUCAUGUGUCUUUUCGUUUAUGUUUACCACCUAUAAAUAAAUGGUAUCGAAAUUUUUCACGAUGGAAAUUUUUAGGACUUUUUGAUAUAUGCAAACUGUGCAGCUUGACAUCUUGCGUUCAGCAAUAAAGUUAUCCCGGUACUGUGAAAUCUGUCAAAGUGCUCUCUUAACCUUUGUGGGGGUUGUACUUGUGCCCCGGUGAAACAUCACAAGUUCAAAUAUUUUCAGUUAGUCUCGCUAUCUGAUAGUGCAAUCUGACAUGAGUGCAUGUUGCCUCUGUGGGCCCAAGUUUGACCUCGGGCCUUCUAAGGGAAAGAGUUACAGCACAUCCCAACAUUCAAUUCAAGCCAUUUUAAAUCAUCGAAGCUGUGCUUCUGAUGAAACAUGUGUUGUCGCCACAAAGUUGAAUGCCGUUUGACAGUAAUGCAGUACGCGGAUAAGUCCCCUCUAAGCCUGGCAGGAUUUCCAGGCUCGUGUAUAGACACUUAUUUUUUUACCAAGGGAAUUGCUAAUAUCAUCGCUUUUGGUUGGCUGGGUUAAAAAGGAAAGUGUCGAGUUUCUCACUUCGCCUACUUACUGUAAAACCGGCCGGGAGCUACUAUGACUGCUGCCUUGAAAGUUGUCUCCUGGUUGAAUUUACAGAAUUUCCGAAGUUGUCAGCAGCGCUUAUAACAUGUCUCAUCAGCAAGCAAGCUGCGUUUUGCAAAUUUCCAAUGGCCCCCGGUUGACCCAAAGAUAAUCCGAGUGAAAUAAGUGACACGUUCGACCUCUUAAAAUAUAGUCUGUUCCCCGAUUUCUGAAAUCCGUAAAGAGCGGUCAAAGCGGUAAGGUGAUUGUGAAGUUUGUUUUCAAAAUAGAGCUGAAAAUGUUCAGUUUCAGUGGAAGGAAAGCGGGGAAUGGGUCACAUUUUAUGUUGAAGUUGGAUUUCAGAGCAAGUAUGACCUGGUCUGUGAAACCUGUUGUCUGCGACAUGACAGUUAUAAUACCGUGCUGCGAGGUCUGUGGGGGAAAAUGGGAGUUGUGUCCGUUCAUCCUAAGUAAUGUGCAAAUCUAUUGCAAGUUCUGGGGUUGAAGUUCCACUUUGAGGUCGAGAUAUUCCAUCAUUCUCUUGUGGGUAAUGGAGAGAAAAAGUCCCAAUGCGGAAAAUAGCAAGGAAACUGUCCCAUGGUGAAUUUCAAGCCCAGAUAGUUGUCCAUAUUGAAAUAUCGGAGACAAGAGCGUUAAUUUUUUUAUUCGGAAUUAACCCUUCUCUGUCAUGUCUUACAUAAUUUAAAAGUUUUCAAGAAAUUUAUAAAUUUUCCCGGUUUCUUUUCUUAUAUUGCUCUGGUCAGACAGACAGUCGAGUCAGUUAAGAACUAGCUUGCCUCUGUCUGUUCAUUUUGUUGUAUUUAAUACUGUCUUUGUUAGGCACAUAUAUUUUUAUGAAGAAAAAAAUCAGGAUAAGGAAAGACCUACAGAGAGACACGCAUUAUUUGUAAGAUAAUCAAAUCUGUGACCAAAUGAUAUGAAACUAAUUUGGACUUGGUUACAUUUGCCAAGCUUAUAUUGCAAUAUUUCUCCAGUGCUAUCAACACAGAGUCCCAUUUCAUGCCACUGGUGGUUGCUUAAAGCCAGCUUGGUAAAGCCAUGAUGGGUGGUCUUUAUUCCACCUGAAAUACAACAGGAUUUAGUUGAUUCACAUGAACUGUAUACGUCAUGGCACCUCCGACCGUAGUGAAGUGGUUAACUUCUACAUACAGUUGUGGCUGAUUUUAGCAGACAUGCUGUAAUAAAUUACUGUGAAAUUAGUCGGGGACCACCGAAAAGUCGUGACGGCACCUGCUGUGUUUUGCAGUGAAUCGCUGUCUUUUUCAUUUAUCUUCUUGAGCUCCCAAAGCAAAUAAUGUUUUAUUUCUCAUGAAUUAGUAGAAAAUUAGGUGAAUAAAGUUUCGCAGAAUGCUGUCUUAACCCUUCAAUCUUAGAAGUAAUGUUUACAAAGUCUUUUGUAAUAAAAAAAAUUAGGACAGUCUUUCGGUUGCAUGUUCAAAAGUUUACUAAUAAACGAAAUUCGGUUAUCAUCUUGUUAAGGCUAUUAAAAUUUUAUUGUCAGUACUAAAUAGUAUGUUAUAAUUUAGUACAACAAAGGAACACUACGGUAUCAUUUGCAGCUUUGACCGCACAAACACUACCCGUCAUACCCUCCAUGUCUCAAUAAACUUGAUGGAAAAUUGUGAAAAUCUGAAGUUUCUUGUAAAUCUAUCAAAAUUGAUAACUGACAUUGAACUAUCUUAACAUUAUACCUGUCAUGCAGCUGAUUUAACAAUAAGUUGUUUUGAUCAGAAAUACCUUGACAAAAAACAACUGAACUGAAAAAUAUGUUGUACAUUUUUAAGCUAACCUCUUCAGAAUUACUGCAGAUGACUUUAUUUCAACCAAAGUUUUACAUCAAAUUCAAAUUUCUCAAUUUUCAGCAAAGUUUUUUGUCUGUACCAAAGGUGUUAACCUUGAAACAUAUCUUUAAUUCAUUGUAGAUAUUUAAUUUGGUUUGUGGUGUCUUUGUUUCUAUUCCACUCCCAGGAUUCGAGUAAAAGGCCUGCUCGGAAACCGCUGUCGUCCCUGCUACAGAUGGACAGGGUAGCCAGAAUAGUUUGCGUCUUGUAGUUGAAAGGCGAACGGAACUGAAAGGAUUACCUUUCACCCUUCUGGACAAAUGAUUCUGGCAAAUCUAUUGUGGCUAGUAACCAGUAUAUGAAUUAAAAUCCGUAACUCAGAAGUUCAUUUGGUCCCGAGGAAUUACAUUGUUUCCAUUCAGGUGUGGACCUGACCGGUGGCUGGGUCUUUGAGACUGGCUCUAUUCCCGUUCAUACUGUUAUUUUUUUGCUUGGUUGUCUUUUAUUUAAGAAAAGCGACAGAACUUGUGUAAUGAUUUUAUGUUUUAUGUUGUGUUUUUAUGACAUUGAGCUAUUUCUGUUAUGUCACAUAUAGUUAAUUUUACUUCUUAUAAUAUUGUUUCCGCAAGAUAGGACUUCAAUUCAAGUUUGUCAGAGAAGUUGUAUAUUUCAGAUAGAACGUGUAUUUGAUAUACAGGGUUUUCUAGUUAUCUUGAUUAAAGUUUAAGUCCUAGCCCCAUAUGACAGGCUGCACUAUUAAACAUUUGUAGACGGGCAUUUUUUGAUAACCAUAUCAAGUUCUCCGAGUACGAGUACUUCGAAAUUAGAGCAAAUGAGAACAGUGACAGCAUUUUUAGUUUUUCAGUAAAAAAUUAGAUCUUUCUGUCUGUCCCAAAGGUUUAGGCGUCAGCUCACCUGAAAUAAUGCAGCUUUAUGUGUGCAAAUGUUACAAGAAAUGCACUCGAUUUGUCUUGCGUCUGUGACAUGAUCAGGGGAACUGGGUAGCUUGAACCAACAGGACCAGGGCAAGAUAAUGACCCAUAGGGUCUAUCUGCGGGAACGUUUAAAUUUUUUGGUUUCUGUCACAUUUUUUCAGAAUUUAUCUUCCUCUCCAAUGUAGGGCACUGUUUUAUAGCAGCAGGCUUACGCUUCUGUUAGAAGCAGUCAGUCCAGAUGCGGAUCGAUACGGCUUCAUUCUGGAGUUUCCCCAAGUCCUUGUCGUCAUGCCUUCUUCAUGCCAUGGUGAUGCACGAUAUCUAAUCAUCAAGAAGUGUUUCUUUUUAAGUUGAACAGGCUGUUAUGGAAUGCAUGACUUAGUUAUGUGAUUUCCAGCUUCUUCAGUGGAACAUCUUUUGGUGUGUUCGUCAUACAAUCAAUCCUCAGUGUGCUGGACCUCGAAUCCAAACACUCGAGCCAAACCUUGAAAUAUUAUUUUCAUCAAUUUUUCUUUUUCUGCACACAGCACUGGCAAAUUCCGUUUACAUUGAUUAGAAAGUGUGUGUCAUCCUGUCUUGAUCUGGGAUCGACACUGGGAUGAAGGACGUCCCCAGAAUGUCGUUGCUCCGACCUGAUAAAGCAGCUCUGUAUUUUGUACAUUAGUGUUCUAGAGGUGUAUCAAGUGUGACGGUUGUAUUUGUAUGCUGAUCCUACCAUCAUCACAAUACAUUGUUCUCAAAACUUUGUUGUGCAAAUUAUUAAAAUAUAUAAAUCUUAUUGUAAAAAAGAGGA